CGUGAAUGCUGGGGCGGCGCUCUCCGGGCAACCGGCGGCUCAUCAGGACACGCUUCCGGGGGUAUGACAUGGAAAAAGAAAAAGGGGGAGGGGAUGGCAGGGAAAAAGAAAAAGGGGGAAGGGGAUGGCGCCAAGGAGGCCUUCGUUCCUGUCAAGGACGAGGACCAGCGCGAGGCUAUUAGCCGGUGCUGCAUAUUCAAGAACUUGACGAAGGGUCAGACGCUAGAGAGUUGCAAGGGCAACUUCAAGAUGACGUGCCGCUUCUGCGACAAACCACCUUUCCAGGGCAGUCAGGCGCGGGGUGCAGAGCACUUCACGAAGGGUAGGUGCCCCAAGGUGACACCAGAGGUCCUCGUUGACAUUUGGAAUACCACACAGUACCCUUUCGACCAGAGGCGAGAGAGACAGGUGCGGGAUUACAUGGAGUAUCGUGGCAUCCGGAAUAACAGAGAGGUGGGAGUUGGAGUGCCAGAGGAUGACGAGGUGCAGGAUGUUUUGGACACGGAGGGAGCGGACAGCGAGGGAGGACAGUGUGGCGGCGGGGACGAUGAGAUGGACACAGGGGCGGAGGGUGAGGGCGAGGGACAGACGGAGGACACCGGUGAGGACGAUGUUAAGGAGUUAGGAGCGUCCCUUCAGGGGGGAUCAUUGAAGGCACGACGCACUGCUCAUCAGACAAGGACUCGUGCGCCUAUGGAUGGCCGUGGGAAGAGGAGGGCGGACACCGCUCCUGCGGCACGAGUGCCGGACCCGAAACGUUUGAAGCAGGUCAGAAUGGAUGAGAUGUACGACCCGGAGUGGCAGACCACCUACGACCAUCUCUUCGUGCAGUGGUGGAAUAUUGGUGGUGUCCCAUUUGAGAGGGCGAGGAUGCCCGAGUAUAGGGCCCUCACGAGACACUUGCAGAACAUGCCCCGGGGCAUGAAGCCUACUUUGCCCCAGUUCAAGCGCAUAGCAGGCAGUGGCAUACAGGAGGAGCGUGCGUACAUAGCUGAUAAGCUACGUGACAUACGCGAGCAGAUGCAGCACACAGGGGCUACCAUCCUCAUGGAUGGGAGGAAGUCCCUGAACUCUGAGCCCAUCGUGAACUUCCUCGCAGCAGGACAGUCGGGCGCCUUCCUUUUCACGACGGUGUGCAGGGAAGGGGUUGACGCAGAAACGACAGACGUCGUCUUGCAGCGCUGGACGAAGGUGUUCGAGAAGUUCGGCGUGAAGAACAUCAAUGCCAUCUGCAUGGACUCUGCAUCAGUUUAUGUCGCCGCCAUUCGAGCGCUUUGCAACGAUCCCGAUCCAGAUAUCCGUCGCAUCCCUUGGCUCCCUUGUUCUGUCCAUUGCUGCAACUUGAUGUUGUCAGACAUGGUCAAGGAUAAAACAUGGGCCAUCGACUUGUUGACCAGGGCGAGGGCGGUUGUCCGAUUCAUUAGAUGUCACAGAUCAGCUCUCGCGUUGUUCAGGAGUUACAGUGCGAGGGCCAAUCGCGAUGCACAGGCGAACCCUUUGGGUGGCAGCGCCGCGGGCGGAGAGGGGACUGUAGGCAGACCACGACGCGACCGAGAGUUGUUGUACCCUUGCCAGACGCGAUUCGUGUCUAUGUACAUCAUGAUGGAGAGGUUGCGCGACCGCAGGGUUCCACUUGAGACAAUGAUGUUGGAGGGGGAUUGGGCGCGACUUCCAUGGGAGAGAAGGCUGCUCGAGCAGGCCGGGUGGGUGCGCACACAGUCUCCGAGGCGCAGCGAUCAGCAGAAGAAGGUUGCGGAGAUGACACUUGAGUACAUCUACACGCAGACGGGCUUCGACCGGCAGGGAGACAGGUACAGGUUGGUUCGUCAGCAGUUGUACGACUUCCACACGUGCGGGCCGAGGUAUUAUUGGGGUGGAGAUGCAGGCACUGAAGACGAGGACACGUGCGAGGGGCCGGAUGAGACACAGGCCAUUGCUGAUUGGUGGGUUUUGCACGGUGGCUAUGCCCCUGAGCUUUGUGCCAUCGCCACACGUCUGAUGUACACGUGGGUUUGCGCCUCUCCUGCGGAGAGGAACUGGGCGUUGCACGAGCGUAUCCACGAGAAACGCCGCAACAGGCUAGACUUCAUGAAGUUGACUGAAAUGGUGGAGAUGUGCGCGAAGAAGAAGCUCCUGGCGUGUAGACAGAGGAGGAGGGGACUUGUUCUGCCGUGGGGUGAUGUUGAGGAUGGGUUGGACGACGUCCCGGAGCCGCGCGGAUCAGCUCAUAUCGAGCUGUACAACGAGGAGAUCGAGUACGAUCCACCCACGGACCCGCAUGCUGCAGACGAGAUGGAGGCAGAGCCGUGGAUGGACCUGGAGGACUUGGAGCAGAGAGGCAGUGACACACCUGAUGUUGGUGACGAGUCCGGCGGAGAGAGUGAUCAUGAGGCUGUCAGUGAUAUGCGUUCGCGGGAUCGGCAGAGCCAUUGUGAUGUUGAUCGCAUGACCCCUCCCUUGACUAGGAGUGCGACGGAUAGAGGGCGCAAGCAGACACAGGUUGUGCGAUCGUCGAGCGAGGACGAGGGAGGUGACAGGUCUAAUGACGGAGAUGCCGCCGAUGACGAGGACUCCGACAUCGAGAGAGAGGGACCCGACGAGGACAGAGGACAUGGGAACGAGCAUGGAUUCGACGACGGUGAUGGCAGUGGGCCGAUUGAGGACAGAGCGGAGGCGCCUUCCUUGUUACUCCUGGCCCCAGUACAGUGGGCGGGGGCGGUAGUGGCGGACAUGGAUUUGGUUUGGAGGUACCACAGGGAUCGAUUCCCUCUGGCAUUUUCAGUGACGGCUUCGACCUUGGACGUCCACCCACUUCGGAUGCUCGGCGCGACGGGUUUGCUGACAGAGGCUGCCAGAGCGCCACGCGAGAUACAGGAGGGCAGGACUGGAGACGACGUCGGUCGUGUUGCCAGGAGGCUACAUAUGGACCCCGAGGACGUGCUUGAGGAGGAGCGUUUGGCACGGAUGUUGUCCGGGUGUGCCACGACACAGCGGCCUGCGUUGGAGCAGGACACGACCAGGGCGAGGGACAUGGGGUGUAGUGUAGAGGAGGUCACUGCCACCAGACUAGCAGCAGAGUGUAGACACGAUGGUCCUGUAGAUAGUGCAGAUGGUGGAGGACUCUGCACAGAGGGACACGUGGUGGAUCGUGCGWACGACCACCAGGAGGACGCGAGGGUAGGGUUGCGUGGUUUACGUGGGGCCAACGACACGCUACUACCCAGUACUGAUGAGGCGGACGGGAGCGACGGUGCGGCCACGACAGACACAAGGGGGGUGCUUGGGUGCGAUCGCACGAAGGUGGUGGGGCAGGUGGAUAGAGCACUUGUCGGCAUUGCCGUUGCCGCAAUGGAGGAUGUGGUCGCAGAUCACACUCAGGAUGGUCUUGUCGCAGUGGAUGCUAUGGAUGCACAUCGCAGCGAGGAGGAGCGACAGGUGGACCCCGGUGACGUUGUUGCACACCCUGUAGAGGCACACGUGCCCAGCAUGUCCCCACUCGAGCGCCACACUGCAGGGAUUGAUCUAGUGAUGGGCAGGAGCAGGCAUAUAUCGAAGAGGCUUUGGAAGGCUGUGCCUCCAUCUUCUUUCGUGCCUGUUAGUCCGCCAGCACCGUCGGGGGUAUCGGGGGAUAUUGGGAAGACUAUGGAGAUGGCUGACUUGUUGGAGCAGUUGACAGGUCAGAGGGUUAUCGAGCUGGGAGGGGUAUCAUUGGGAGCAGGGCCAGUUGCUGCAGGGACACGACCGGCAUGUGCAGGGGCGGUGAGUGGACGGGGAGGUGCGGCACAGCGAAAUGGUCAUCGAUGUCUGAAAGGGCGAUCUUCUACACAUGCUUUGCCAGGUCCCCGACCAUCCCCAGCAUCGCUGGAGGAUGACCCUGAUCCUGUUACUUUGCAGACGAGCCGUGGAGGUUGUAUUUCUACUGCAUACAAGAUACUGGAUGAGGAGCCGCGACAUCAGACAGGUACAGGACCGGGCAGUCGUCGAGCUGCUUGGGGCCUCACGGAGGAUUCCGCGACAGAUGGGGUGCCCAUGCCUAGGGGUAGGAAGACAUACACGACUCUGACUGGCGUUUUGGGACGUUCUGCUGGAGCGGGUGUUGAGAGAGAGGCGGAGGUCCAGGAGGCAGAGAGGGUGGCAGCCAGAGCAGUUGGCAAUCAUGUCAUGUCUGCGUCACAGCAUCCAGGGGAGGGAGAGGAGACGGCGGCGAAGGUGCCACAAAGGCGGCGAGAGCGCAUCACCGAUGAUGAUAACACAGACGACGGGCAGUGCGAUGCGCCGUAGACUAGGACUUUGAUUUCGUGCCGAUGAUGUUUGUGUGUAUCUUUCUUCAUUUAGAGUUUCACAGGUUU
This is a messenger RNA of Chara braunii, 4349 nucleotides long. NCBI's taxonomy places the organism in Eukaryota, Viridiplantae, Streptophyta, Charophyceae, Charales, Characeae. The record is from the annotation of a GenBank genome assembly.